Suhomyces tanzawaensis NRRL Y-17324 is the source of this 1245-nucleotide messenger RNA. Its product is annotated as alkene reductase. Gene Ontology annotation, molecular function: NADPH dehydrogenase activity; FMN binding. The transcript has a single exon. Lineage: Eukaryota; Fungi; Ascomycota; Pichiomycetes; Serinales; Debaryomycetaceae. The record is from RefSeq and is a predicted model, not a curated record. The coding region runs from base 1 to 1245 and encodes 414 amino acids.
AUGGCUAGUGUCAAGAUCUCUCCAUUAAAGGACACUGAGGUGUUCAACCCAAUCAAGGUGGGAAAGAACCAAUUGCAACACAAGAUCGUCUAUGCUCCAACCACUAGAACCAGGGCCUUGGACGAUCACAGCCCAUCGGAUUUGAUUGUCGAUUAUUACGACGACAGGUCAAAGACCAAGGGGUCUUUUCUCAUAGCUGAAGCCACAUUUGUGAGCCCUCAGGCAGUAGGUAUCUCGAAUGCUCCGGGGAUCUGGACAGAUCGCCAUGUCAAGGCCUGGAAGGCCAUCACAGACAAGGUCCAUCAGAACGGGUCUUUUAUCGGGGUGCAAGCCAUUUUCGUGGGCAGAGCAGCCCGGCCAGCCAUUAUCAAGGCUGCUGGUCAAGAAAUCCUUUCCCCCUCUGCCAUUUUUCCAAGCGAAGAAAGCAAGAAGAAUGCCGAGGAAGCGGGUGUGCGUCUUAGAUCUUUGACGGAAGAAGAGAUCCACAGGUACAUCUACGAAGACUUUACCAACGCUGCCAAGAAGUCCAUCGAAGCUGGUUUCGACUACUUUGAGCUCCAUGGGGCCCAUGGCUUCCUUCUCGACUCCUUCCUCCACCCAUCCUCCAACAAGAGAACCGACAAGUACGGUGGAUCUAUCGAAAAUAGAGCCAGAUUCUUGCUCGAGCUCAUCGACCAUUUAAGUGAGGUCAUUGGUGCUGACAAGCUCGCCAUUCGGAUAUCUCCAUGGGCCAACUACAAUGGCAUUAAGGCAGAGAAAGAAGAGGUCCACCCUAUUGUGACCCUCGGAUAUCUCUUGCAUGAACUCCAAAAGAGAGCCAAUGAAGGAAAGGAAUUGGCCUACAUAUCUAUCGUUGAGCCAAGACUCAGACUUGGCCAAGAAGGUGAAGAACCCGAGGAAGGACAGGUAGGUACCAAUGACUUUGUAGGACAAAUUUGGAAGGGUGUGAUUUUGAAGAGUGGAAAUUACACUUACGAUGCCCCAGACUUUCAGACCUUGAGGGCAGAUUUGGCCGAUAAGCGUACUUUGGUGGGCUUCUCGAGAUACUUUACCUCCAACCCAGACUUGGUAGAUCGGUUGUAUCACGGCCAUAGCUUAGAACCGUACUCCAGAGAGACCUUUUACGGACAAAACAACUGGGGAUACAACACCUUCAACAGUUUUGGUAAAGAUACUGUGUAUGAUAAGGAGACUGAGCUCGGGAGAGUUGCAAAAGAAAUCUCUGUCUCCGUGGGUGCUUCUUGA